Messenger RNA from Protomyces lactucae-debilis, 1494 nucleotides. RefSeq lists its product as uncharacterized. The coding region runs from base 379 to 1440 and encodes 353 amino acids. NCBI's taxonomy places the organism in Eukaryota, Fungi, Ascomycota, Taphrinomycetes, Taphrinales, Protomycetaceae. The record is from RefSeq and is a predicted model, not a curated record. The transcript has a single exon.
UGAACAUGUAUCGAAUUCAUGUGAGAAUGAGACGUUCGCUACACGGCGGCCAACGCAGAACUUCUACCAACAUGAAGGAGUUUUCUCGUCAUGGAGCUCUCUGCACCUCAACCACACGCACGGGCAGAAGCCGUGCACUCGCCGGCGAUUCACUUGCACGCUACAGUCCAAGCUCAGGAAGUUGUCGAGACUCGAGACGCGGAGGCUGGCGCGACGCCGAAAUAAAAAACCUAAGACACUCUGGCCAGCCAUUUCUUGUCUGACAGGCCGCUUGUCAGACUCCAGGCACUGGUUCGCGUCAGACAUGAUUCCCCGGAUGCAGCAUAUAGAGAGGUCCUCCCACUCCAACCUUGAUGCGCUCUCAACACUCCUCGCAUUAUGCUUCGUCGUGCCAGCAACUUUUUCGCCCCUGCUGAUGCAGAUGAUGUAGAAGCAAAGGAGGCUCGGGAACGACAGAAGCGAGCUCAACGUCUGCAACAGCGUCGCAGUCAGACUGUGCAGGGUGCCUCGAGGCUUUUGCCGCGCAGCCCACAGUCGACCAGCUUCAGCAUGUUUGAUAAUGCUCCUCCUGUUGCUUCAGGUGCCACUGAAUUCGACAGAGAGUACGAGACGAAGGGAAAAGGUCGUCGACAGUUGAAUCCAAUGGGGGAAGCAAAACAGCGAGAGACUGAGGCUGAGGAAGACAGGAUUGAUCGUUUGGCUGAGAUUCGAGGCAUCAACCGUGCUCAGGCCAAAGUCUUGCUGGCUCAGAAUCCUGGUAUCAAGCUCACUCCUAAGACUGCUCUGGAAGCUCCUCGUCCCAAAUCGUUCGCGGGUACACAAAGCUACGCCGGGCAGCCUAUGUAUGCUCCACAGCCGCGCUAUGCAACAGCUUCUUCGACUCGCCCAUCGUAUGUUGCAAGUCCUCCACUGCAAGCUAGUUCGCAGACCGCGUCGCCGCAAUCUUUCCACGAUGCGGCGAGCUCGCCCGUGCAGCGAUCGCAUGCCGGACCAUCAUCUCCACGCUCCAUCAAUCGUGGCAGUCCCGCUCAACAGCUUGUCCGUUCUGCGAGCGAGGAAAGCAUCACGAUCGCUCCACCUGCUCCUGUCACGCCGCCUGCAAGGAUUGUCUCUACUGCCAGCCCUUCGCUGCCCGUUCUGGACUUUAGCAGCCCGCGCACUGCACCGACACCCCCAAGUCUGCUCCGCAAGGAAGUGUCUGACUCGCCAGCUUUGUCUCUCUCUGCUUUUGGCUUGAACAAGUCGCCAGCAUCGUCCAUAAACGAGACUUCGUCUGCCAAUUACUCAUUCUCUAGCCAUGGUGUGCCGAGCAGCCGAUACGGUCUCGGCGUGGCACUUCCACCAGCGCAAGUCAUUACAGUCGGCGGCGGCUUGCCUGACGAACAUGUGCAGCCAUACAACGAGUCGAUGAUCUAUGACGCUGUCGCGCGGGCGCGUUAAGCAUAUAUCAUUUCUCGAAUUCUAGCGCUGCAACAGCUUCUCUUUCUUGUAGUU